GCAUUUGAAUUGUGUAGAGCUGGCGCAAAAGAGUGAAGAAGCUACCGGAAAAAUUCUUGACUCAGAUAAAGUGAAUCAAUUGCUGCAGGCGCAACUAAAAGAAGUUUCCGCAAAACCGGCGACCAGCCCUGUUUCGCAUUCAUCAAUUCGUCCUAAAUGGGAACCGACAUCAUCUCACAGAUUGGUAAUGGAGUUUGAAUGGUUCGGACAGGAUUUAUCCGGUGUUUACACCGGAUGGAUCAAUGAAGAAAAGAAUCCAGAUGGAAUCGGAACGUUGCGUGUCGAUGAUGGGGCUGUUUACGAUGGGAGUUGGAAAGGUGGAGAAAGGCACGGAGAAGGUGUUUACGCUACAAUCGAGGGGGAUAUCUUCCGUGGUGGCUGGUACGAAGACAAGCAUCACGGUCCGAAUUGUGUCUUUGUUUGGUCGGAUGGACGUGUCUAUCAAGGAGCCUAUUCACACGGCGAUCGGCAUGGUGAAGCCAUCAUGACUUGGCCACACGGAGCAACAUUUCGUGGGACGUUUUCGAACGACAAACGUAACGGUCAGGGUACUUAUGUAUACUCAGAUGGUCGGUGCUAUAACGGAAACUAUCGAGACGAGCGGCCCCACGGAUAUGGUGUUUUGAAGGCAGCCGAUGGUGAAACAAUUAUAUACGAAGGUCAAUGGGAGUUUGGAGAGUUUAUCGGACCGGCAGAGAUGAAGUAGAACAUGUACGCAAACAAUAUGUUGAACCU
This is a messenger RNA of Phaeodactylum tricornutum CCAP 1055/1, 735 nucleotides long. RefSeq lists its product with no specific name. The record is from RefSeq and is a predicted model, not a curated record. Lineage: Eukaryota; Bacillariophyta; Bacillariophyceae; Surirellales; Neidiaceae. The coding region runs from base 188 to 706 and encodes 172 amino acids. The transcript has a single exon.